Messenger RNA from Drosophila melanogaster (fruit fly), 2003 nucleotides. RefSeq lists its product as uncharacterized. Gene Ontology annotation, cellular component: extracellular region. Gene Ontology annotation, biological process: lipid metabolic process. The record is from RefSeq and is marked reviewed. Lineage: Eukaryota; Metazoa; Arthropoda; Insecta; Diptera; Drosophilidae. The coding region runs from base 859 to 1881 and encodes 340 amino acids. Gene Ontology annotation, molecular function: lipase activity. The transcript is spliced from 6 exons.
UCAGUUGGACUUUUGCGACGAAGCGAUACGCUUGUUUGUUUUGCCGUUCCGCUGCGCGUUGGCCAAUGUUUGCCUAACUCUCGAAUCGAAUUCCGAAACCGAGUGUGGACGCGUAAGUGCCAUUGAAUUAUUCCGUCUGACGCUCGAGCGCCAUCGAAUCGGAUGCGGCGUGGAAUGUGGUGGAGUCAAUGGGGGGAUCAGAUGCAAAUUUGAUUGGGCAAAUGGGUGGAACCAAUCAAUUGUGUGUAUACAAUAAAACGAGGUGUUUGUGUGUGCCCAACCAAACACAGCCAAAUGCGGAACAUUAUCAGUUUACCCACGGCUGUCGCAAUCUCCGCGUCCGUUUACCGUCCACUGACCUACGAUCCACCUGCCCCCGUGGACGCAACAAGUGUCCGAAUAUUUAUAGUCUAUGGGCUCUAUGCAUUAAUUACUCGCAUAUGUCAAAAACGCUGAGCUGUUAUUACAAUUAGUGCUUCAUUAUUUAGCCCGAUUUCCCCAAGUGGCGCGUUUCGCUAAGCGUUAUUAUUUUUACCUUCCGCUAAACACUUGGCGCCGAUUCGAUUCCCUCCUUACCCUCGAAACCAGUGAUACUCCAUCGUGCGACUGAGCAUUAUCUGACGGCUAAUUUUCCCCCGAUAAGCCGGAAUAUAAAUUGAAGUGCUCUUUAUUUAUGUCCGCGAUACAACGGCGAAAUCGAGGCAAAAAAAGAAGGCCGGCCACGCCACAUUAAUCCGGCCAACCGAGUGCCCGGCCCAGUCUUUGCCAAUCACCGCAUGGGACCAGAGGAUAUCCGGACAAUCCACUGGCCACGUAAUCAAUCACUUUAUGGACUAAUAGCCGACAGCCCACAGAAACAUGCACAAGGCCAUUAAAAACAAAUCCAGGCUCCUCUGCGGACUCAAGAACUCCAAGGCGGAUCUAACGACAGCCAAGUUUAUACUAUAUUAUGGACCCACGGUGGCAGAUAGCGAUAUCUAUGACCUAACCGAUUUCCAGAGUCUUCUGGAGGACGAGCACUUGGAUUUGGGCAAGAACACCGUGCUCUAUUUGCACGGCUACUUGGAAGAUCCGGAUGUGGAGAGCAUUCACGUCAUAGCCGAGGCCUAUCUGGAGCGAAAGGAUACCAAUCUUAUCGUCCUAGACUGGGGUGAACUGGCCGAUGGCAAUUACAUGUUCGAUGCCUUCCCGAACCUCAAACAGCUGGGCCCAGAGUUGGCCAAGGUCCUGCUCAAAAUGUUCGACCAUGGCCUGGACAUUGAGAAGUUCCACAUUGUCGGACACUCGAUGGGCGGCCAGCUGGCCGGACUCCUCGGCCGAGAGAUUACUAAACGCACCAAGGGUGUCAGAAAGAUAAAAAGAAUUUCCGCUUUGGAUCCCGCAUUUCCGCUCUUCUAUCCGGGCACGCACCUGUCUGCCAAUGAUGCGGAGUUCGUCGACGUGAUACACACGGACGCCUGGCUGUACGGAGCUCCGACGAGCACGGGCACGGCGGAUUUCUGGCCAAAUGGUGGAUACAGCCUGCAGCCUGGCUGUCCCAAGCGAAACUACAAGAUGCUCAGCGACAACGAUCUGUCCAGUCAUCGGAGGAGCUGGUGGUUCUGGGCCGAGAGCGUUUCGGAUCGAUAUCCCAUUGGAUUCGAUGCUGUGCCCGCCAAGAAAUGGUCGGACUUCAAGCAGAACAAAAUAGUAGAGAAUUGCCCGCCCGUGGUGAUGGGUCAUCAUUGUCCCACGACAAUUCAUGGCGACUUUUACUUACAAACCAACGGACAUACACCUUUUGCUCGAGGCAAGGAGGGCACUGUCUACGUUGACCCCAAGGAUCUGCUGGGAAAUACCCACAGCAUCACCUGUGACUGCCCGUCGGAGAAAACGAAUUAAUAAGACCAUCUACAAUUGCACUGUGUACAUUAUGAAAUGUAGCUAUAUUAAUAUUGUUGUUUCUAUGACGCCUUACACCACAUUUUGAUUUACGAGAAAAAUAUACUUAAAUUUUGUUGUUG